UAGACUUUACAUUUUGAAGUAUAGGAUUACAAUUUGCACGGUAUUUUUAUGUAAUUAUUAGUAAAAUCAUUGUAAAUAUUGUACAGUUAAUUAAAUAUGGACAUGGAUGUAUUCAGUUUUAAUUACAUAGAGAUGUGAGAGGUAAAAAUACUUCAAAAACGAAUGGUAUCCACAAAUAGUAACGUGUUUCCAUUUUGACAAUUUCAGUAAUAUAAAUAAAGUUUAUAAUGUGGGGUGCAUCGGAAGAACCACCAGGAAAAGAGAAAGAGAUAGAAGAGGAGACACCUGAAUCUAUGAUACAUGCAAAAGAGAAGUGUGAACAAAACAAAAAUCAAUUGGAAUCUCUGAAAGAAAUUAUGUUGAAAAAUAAGCAAAGUUUAAAGAAGAAAGAAGAAGAGGUUCAGGAAUAUGCAAGGAGGCUUUCCAAAAUUAAAUCUAGAGCUAAAUUAUCACGCCAAAGUAGAGAUGGAAAUUUUCCAUGUAAAGAUGUAACACAUACAUCUGAGGUAACUUCAGCAGGCAUCCCUGAAGAAACUAUUGAUGAUAUUAGUCAAGCAAAAACUGCAAAAGCAAAGUCAACUUUACUCCAAAAGAAGUUAGCAGAGAAUAGGAAGGCUUUUGAGCAACGUAAUAAAGAAAUAAGUGAAACUAAACGAGCAGUUGAAGAAAAAGUAGAAGCUAUUAGGCAACAAUUAGAAGAAAAAGAUAUGGUAGCAAUGGGUCAUCAAAAGGAUCUGUUGUCUGUUACACCUAUUAAGCCAAUCAUGAUUACUUCUGAUGUCAUGACACCAGUACAAAUUGAAAGUAUUAAAGAAAAAGAAAAUAAAAUUACAGAACUUAGUAAUAAAAUUUUGGAGCUUGAAGCUACAGUUAUGGAUCUUCAGGAAAACUUAAAAGAAAAAGAUUCUGUUAUUGAAUCUAAAACAAAAGCAGUUACACUUAUGUCUGCUGACUUGUCGAAAAAAGGUAAAACAACGUUGGAUACUCUCGAGGAUACGAAAGACGAAAUGCGAACGAUGCAAGAACACUUUGUACUUCUAGAAACAUCAUUAAAAAAUAAGAAUGAAAAUCUCUUAAUGCAACUACAAGAAAGAGAUAAUAAAGUGGCAGCUCUCGAAGAAUCAAUUGAUCGAUUUAAAACACAGAUUGACGAGCAAAAAUUAUCUGAAUCAGCAAGUGCUGAUUUCUCUCGUUCUACGAUGGACACUUUGAUAGAAACCAAAGAAGCCAUGAAAUCAAUGCAAGAAAAUUUUGUACUUAUAGAAUCUUCACUAAAAACGAAAAACGAAAAUUUGCUACAACAGUUACAAGAUUAUGAGUUAAAAUUAGCAGAAGCUAAUGAACGAGUAUUCAAACUGGAGUCUGGUAUUGGAAUAGUCAAAGAUCCAUCUGUUGAUUAUUUACAGUUCAAUUUGGAAAAAUUGGAACAUAGCAAUAAACAGUUACAAGAUGAAAAGUAUGAGUUACAAAAAAGUGUUGCAGAAUUGCAAGAUAAAAUUGUAAAUAUAUCUAUGCAUGGUAAUGGUGCAUUAAUCGAAAAAGAUAAUAGAAUAGUUGAACUUGAGAAUUUAGUAGAAGAGCUAAAACAAUCUAAUAAACUUCUCGAAGAAGAAUCUAAAGCAGAAUUGCAAAAGCAAGUAGUGGAUUUAACAUUAAAAAAUGAAGAAUAUUCAAAUAAGAUAACUGAUCUUGAAAACUUGGUACAUAAACUUGAAGAACAAAAGAAUGAAAUUGCAGCAAAGUUGUCAGAGGAGGGUGCUGUUACAGAAGAUGAAAAAGUGGUGAAGCUUACUAAGGAAUUAGAAGAAUUAAAUAAGGGCAUGAUCAAAAUUAAAGCACAACAUAAGAGUAAAGUAAAAAGUUUGCAGAAACAGUUGGAGAACUUCAAAAAGGUGUCUGAUGCAAAUGCGGAACUUGUCAAAUUGGGGAAUCGAGUGGCAUUAUUAGAGGAGGAGAAAGCCUCAGCAGGAGAUUGGCAAGAACGUGUUGUUGAUCUAGAAAGUAAAGUUUCUGCUCAAACAAAAGAAAUUGAAAUGCAAAUUGAAGCCAUUGCCACUCUAGAGAAUCAAAAAUUGGAUCUUAUGCAAGAGCUUCAUAUGGCUAAACAAGAGAUCUCGUCUCUAGAAGCGGAAAAUGCAGAAUCCGAGAAUCUUAGAGUAACUGCAGAAAUGAAAGUGGUCGAUCUUGAAGAGCAAUUAGAAGCUAUGCAUAAAGUGCAAAAUGAAAAUAAAUUAGAAUCUUUACCAGAAGUUAAUCACGCAGAACUGAUUAAACAAGUGGAAACUUUAAUACAAGAAAAUGCAGAGUUAUAUAAUAGAAUAUCAAAACUCGAAGAAAAAGGAACAUCUGAUACUGGAUCUACGGAAUCGUUUGAAGCUAUACAGGAAUUAGAUAAAACCGAUUUAUUGAAAAAGAUUGAAGAUUUGACACAGAAAAAUAACGAAUUGACUCUUAAAUUAAAUAAACUUCAGGAAAAACAAAAUUUCGAUGCUGAAUCUAUGGAAUUGGUAAAUGAUACUGAUAAAAAUGAAUUAUUGAAGAAAAUUGAUCGAUUAACACAAGAAAAUACAGAUUUAACAACGAAAUUGACUAGAAUGGAAGAGAAAGGAUCUUCUGAUACAGGUUCAACCGAGUCUUUUGAACGGAUUCCAGAGAACAAUGAGAACAUGACGAAAAUUGAGCUUCUGACCCAAGAAAAUAAUGAACUUGUAAUUAAACUUACAAAACUUGAGGAGAAAUUAGAAUAUAUAGAAUCUAAAUCAGAUGUUGACUUAAAAUUGAAAAUUGAUACUUUAUUACAAGAAAAUGAUAAUCAAUCUGUGGAAUUAUCGAAACUUAGAAUUCAAGUAGUGGAUCUCAUUGAAGAGAAUAAUAAACUGCAGGAAGAGAUUAAAAUAUUGUCUGUAAAUAAUACCAAUGUAACUGUUAUGUUUACUGAGUCUGAAGAUCACGGUUCUGAAAUUGAAACUAAACAAUCUGAAAUUUCUGAAAUGUCAAAGAGGGAAGUUGAUUUAAAAAUACAAAUCGACAUGUUAAUUGAAGAGAAAACUCUUUUACAAAAGGAAAUAAAAGAUUUGCAUAAUUCAAUGAAACAGUGGCAUGAAACGACUCAGGAUCUCCAAAUCAAUGAUUUGAGGGGCAAAAUAGAAGAAUUGUUAAAAGAAAACGAGGAUGUAGCUACAAAGGUAUCGGAACUUGAAACCUACAAUCAGAAGUUAAAGGAAAAUUUAUCUCAAAUGGAACAGGAAAAAGAAAAUUUACAUUUAAAAAUUAAUCAAAUGUUGAAGGAUGAUUCUGACAAUGAGAAAUUAGAACUUAUUGAAAAAUUAGAAAAACUGAAUCAAGAAAAACAGAAAGCUGCCCAGGAAAAAGAGAAACUUAAUGAACAAAUUAGCACUUUUUUACAAAAAUCUAAUCAAGAAUUACUUGAUAUGCCAUUAUCAGAUGAAUCUCUGCCUCAGAAAACCGAGUCGAUGAUCGUUGCUUCCUUGGAACAAGAGAUAGAAAAGUGCAAAACUUUGAUUGCAGAACAAACAGGUCUAAUCGAAGAAAUGAAAAUAAAGCUUGCAAACAAGGAAGAAGAGUUAGAAGAAAAGGGUAAACAGAUUGUGGAAUAUGAAAAGUCUGGAAAGAAAGCAGAGAGUUUGGAAAAUGAAUUGAAAGAAAUGUUCAGUACUAUAGAAGAAUGGAAACACAAGUGCAAUGAAAUGGAAGAAAAAAUGGAGAAACUGGAAAUGGGAAAAGCUUCUAUUGAAGAAGGAUUCAAAAUGUUACAAAAUGAAAAUAAAAUCUUAUUAGAAGAAAAGAAAGAGAAAGAUGCAGAAGCUAUCUCACUGAAACAACAGUUGCAGGACAUAACGACGACAUUUGAAUUAAAGCUUGAAAAGCAGCUUACAGCUGCCUCUGAAAAGGAUAAUGAAAUUGCCAGUCUGAAAGAAAUCACCAUUGAAAAAGAACAAGAAUUGCAAGCCAAAUAUAUAGAACUCCAAAAUAAAAUGAUUACAAUAGAUAGUUUGCAGGAUGAAUUGAACAAUUGUAAAAUAUUAGUCAAAGAAAAAGAUUCUGCAUUGACAUCGAUAUCUAAUGAGGUUGCAAAUCUUAAUAAUUUAGUGAAGAUUAAAGAAGAAGAAAUACAUUCCUUGAAAAAAGAUAUCUUUGAACUGAAUGACAAAUUAAAAGACUCAAUAUCAUUGAAAGAUUAUAAUGACUUGCUAGAACAAUUGAAAGAUAAAAAUAUGAUUCUUGAUGAAUUAGAGUGUAGGAUCAAUGCAACCACGAAAGAAAAUAACAAUCUGUCGGAAAAAAUAAAAAAUCUCUCUCAGCAAAAUAGCGAUCUUCAAAACCAACUAGCUGAGAAACAACGGGAAUUUAUUGAUUUGAUAAAAACGAAAGAUCAUUUAGAAGCACAAAUUGUAGAAUCUAAAACUGAAAAAGGUGAAGCUGAAAGGCAAGUUUGGGAAUUGCAAAACAUUAUAGAUAAUGAUGCAAAAUUUGUUAAUGAUUUGCAAACAGAAUUAAGAAGUACUCAUAAACAAGUAGACCAAUUGAAAGCGAAACAUGCCGAAGACAUGCAGCUACAACAUCAGAAAUUUGAGAACAUAAUUGAAGAAUUAAAUGCCAAGGUGCAAGAAUGCGAAAGGUUAAAAGAUGAGUUGGAAGAGAAGGAGAGACAGGUUCAUCAUAAUAUAACUGAAGAAGCUAGAGUUACUUUAGAAGCGAAAGUCGCCUUGGAAGCAAAAGUUGCUGAUUUGGAGCAAAAAUUGAAGAAUUCUGAAGAUAAGAUACAAAUGCAACUAGAAAAAAUGAAGAAAAUCGCGGCGAAUUUGAAAAAGAAGACGGUUAUGUGUCAGGAGCUUGAGACUAGAGUUAUCGAACUUGAAGAAAAAUGGACAACUGAAAAGGAUGAAAAAGAAGCUAAAAACACGCAAAUUCAGGAUGUACAAAUCGCUAUGUGUGAAAAAGAUAACAGAAUAGCCGAUCUGGAAGAAAAAUUAGUGCAAGUUAAAAACGAAUUUGUUGAAUCUUGCAAGAAUAUGGAGAAAUUGGCAAAUGAUUUGACUACUUUGAAAGGGAAAAUGUCUGUAUUUAUGGAACAAAUUGCGGAAACAGAGGAGAAAAUUGCAAAAUUACAUGCAGUUAUUGAAACUUCUACUGCAAAACUUGAAGCAGAGAAAGAGAGCAAACAGAAUAUAAUUUCGGAGUAUGAAUCUUAUAAACAACAGGUUAUUCAAGAAAAUGAAAGUAAGCAAUUAGAGCUGGAGGAGAUGAAGGAGAAAGCUAGAGAGCUUAGUGUACGAAUGCAAGUUAUGGAGGCAGAGUAUGUUGAGCAGCUUGCAUUAAUUAAUAAUCUUAAAGCUGAAAAUGGCCUAUUAUUGUCAAAACAGGCGUAUAUCAACGAAAAAAUGGAGACUAUUGAGAAAGAGUCGGAAGAACGAAGAUUGUUGAUUGAACAAAUGGAGAAAGCAGUUGUUAAUACUUCUACAGUAACUACGCAAACCUCAGAAGAUGAAGUCACUGAGGAUGAUACGAAAACGACGGGAGUACAACACUGCAGCCUAUGCGAACAGUGCCAGACUUUAGUGGAGGCAUUAGAAGCGAAAUUACAAGAACGAGAAGCUGAAAUCGAAAAUCUGGAUAACGAACUGGCUAAUUCGAUUGGUAACUUUGUUGAGAUGAGAGAAUCACUUAGAUUCAAUGAUUUGAUGAACCAAACCAGCAUGAGGAACAGAUCAUUGGAGGAUUCAUACAACGAUCUUUUGCUCCAGCAUAAUUCAUUAGUAUCGAAUCAUGAGGAGGUAAAAGCAAAAUUGGAAGAAGCCUCAAAGGAAAAUAAGGAAUUAAUAGGAAAGCUUGAGGAAUUACAAUCAACAAAUGCCACUUUGGAUGAAAAGGUAGUUACAAUGGAACAAGCACUAAAAGAUAACAAACUCGACAUAGAAAGAUUGCAAAGCGUUGAUUUAUCAAACGCUGAUUUAACUAAGAAGUGCAAAGAACGCGAAGCAGAAUUACUCAACAUGCAACGGGAAAUGCAAGUUGUUCAAGAACGUACCAGUCAACUAGAAGAACAAUUAAACUCUCAAACAGAUUCUCUUAAACUCAUGGAGGCAGAGAGAGUAGAGAUAGAAAAGUUAUUGCAGGAUACUAAAUACAGUUUGGAACAAGAAAUCGUGACUCUUAAAAUCGAUAAAGAAUCUAGUGAAAGGAAAAUAAAUGAUUUAAAAACAGAGUUAGAAGUGUACAAAAAUCAGAAUACGGAGUCUACGGAAAAAUCAACAGUAGUAAAACAAGAGGCAUCUGUUUCUGCUAGUGAUCUUCAAGAUAAUGCUCCGCAGUUAUUCGACGCUUCCAAAUUCUUUGGUAUGCCAUCUGGUUCCGAUUCUGAUCUUCGGGCUGAUAAAGAGAUGAAAAGGUUGCAAACCUUAUUAGACGAAAAAGAGGUAUGGUGUUCUAAUUUGACUCAAGAGAUCAAUCACCUGCAAAAACUAAUGACUGAAGAGAGAGUCCAAAUGUCCCAGAAUUACAAUCAACGCGUUGAAGAAUUAGAAGUCUCGCAAAAGCAACUGCGUGAUGUACAAGCAAAUUUAGAAAAACUAGAACAAUCAUUGAUUGAAAAAGAAAAGCAUAUUGAUUCAUUGAAUAUGCAGUUACACGCUCUUAACACGCAAUUAAUAGAACAGCAAAAUGAUGCGGACAACAAAUUUAAGGAAUCACUUUUAACUAAAGACAAUCAAGUGGAGGAACUAAAUAUGAGCUUGGUUUCCAUGAAAGAAGCAUUAAACAAAACGAUUGAAGAACGAGACCAUCAAAACAUCGUUUUGGAGUCGUACAAAUUACAGAUAAACAAUUUGGAAGCGGAAGUAAGAAGUUCGACUGAUUUCGAAAUGACACAAGACCUGGAAAAUCGUGUUUCAGUACUUACCAAGGAGAGGGACUUGCUACAGCUGCAGGUGAACGAUUUAACCAGAUCCAUGGAGGACUUGAGGGAUUCCAUGAACGUUGGUCGAAAUUUGCAGGUGGAAAUCGAGAAAAUUGCUCGUGAGAGGGACCAAGCUAAAGAACAGGUUGCAAAUCUCACUCGAGCUUUAGAAGAUGCUUAUAAACAGUCUGAAAUAUCCACUACGGAUACCUCGACGAAAGAAUCUACUCCAUUAGAGGAGAUUACGGUUACACAGCAGCAGGAACCGGAAACUACAAAAGCUACUACACAGGAAAUUCAGCAAGAAACUUCUUUGGAUGUUGGACGUACGUGGGAUACAGAGUCGACGCAGAAACUUAAUGUCGACGACGAAACGUGGGGGUGGAAUGCGGAAGAUGCUCAGUUGGCUAGUGAACAUCUCACCACUACGUUGAUUCCUAGCGCGGAAAUACAGUUACGUGUCAAAAUAAAUGAUCUUCAAGAUCAGGUCAAAGAUCUAGAGAAAGAGAAGGAAAAGAUACUAGAAGAAAACAAGACUGCUCAAUUGAGGAAUGCGAAGAUGAUAAAGAAGUUGAAGGAAUACAAGGUACACAUAGAGAGUCUUCAGCAACAAUUAAAAAUACAGAAGUCAGCAAGUGACUUUUACGAAUUGGAUUCCGCGAUAGAAGAAGAACUGAAAUCACAGAUAACUAAAUUGGAGAAAUCUUUGAGCGAAGUAAAAGAGGAACAGAAAAAUACAGUUAACGAGAAAGAGGCUCUGGUGAAACGUUUAGAUGUUGUAGUCUCUGCAAACGAUAGGUAUAUGGAAAUGAAGGAAAGACAAGAUAUGGAUAUGGAAGUGUUGCGUAUUCGAAACAAGGAAUUAUCAGAUAAAGUCGAAACUCUUGAGAAACGAUUACAGGGAGUUACAGUCGGUUCGGAGGAAACCGACGUUUCACAGGACGUUGAUGUUGCUUCGAGCAAAGAAGCCAAACCAGCAGCACUGGAACGUUCUCGGGAAAAGCGAUCCGUCAAGGAAACGGACUAUAAGGCUUUGUGUAAAAAAUACAAGGAUGAGAUGGACGAUCUUAAAGAUGAGAUGGAAGCGCUUGCAACUGAAAAUGAACAGCUUCAACGCUUUUUGGAGGAGCAAAAGAUUAAAUUAUCUGCUUUAGAAUCGAAACGAACUGUAGAGGAAAAUGAAUCUUUAGUAAUCGUGGACGAUUUAAAUAAAAGAAUUUCGGAAUUGCAGAGCAUGUUGAGUAAAUCUAGGGAGGAGUAUGAUUUGUUGAGGAAACAGUACGAACAGAGUUUAAUGGAUGCUAAUGAUCAAGUUACAGCCAUGAGACAGAACAACGAUAUCUUGAAGGAGGAGGCGUUUGAGAAGAUCAGUAAGUUGGAAAUUCAAAUAACCGAAUUGCGUCAACAAGUCGAGAUCUCGGAGACGAAUGCCAUGGAGCUACAUAAAACUUUGCAAAACACUUUGCAAGAAAAGGUAGGCCUAGAAGAAAAAUUGUCCGCUUUAAUGGUAUCUUCGGAAAAGCAGAUAUCUUCUAUGAAUGCGUCUAUGGUGGAGGUGACCGAUCUCUUGAAUAUCAGGAUACAAGAAGUGGCUGAUUUGAAGCAAGAACUUCAAAGACAGUACGUGGACCGUGAAAAAGCACAGACAAAGUUGCAGGACACUAUACAGGAAUUGAAUCAAGAGCUCAUUAAAAAGAAGCAACAACUGGAGACACUGAAUAAAUCUUUUACUGAGAAAGAAAAUGAAUUUAUUCAGCAACAGAGUAUGGAAGCUGUUAGUGCCCUCGUAAGUCAAGCUACACAAGAAUUAGUACAAAAACAUGUGAUAGAAAUUGAAGAAAAGGAGAAACAAGUACGAAAUCUUAAUGAAAAAUUAUCAUCGUUAGAAGCAGUUGUGGCCGAGUAUUCACUCGAGAAGCAGAAUAAUUUCCUACAGCUUGAUUCUAAACGACAGGAGCUGGAACAUUUGAAGCAAAAUUUAGUGGAGAAGGAAUCGAGUUUAGAAUCUGUCCAGAAGAAUUUAACGUCGGUAAAAGAACAGUUGACUGGGAAACAAUUGGAAUUAUCUGAAAACGAGGAAAGAAUUCAGAAGCUGGUAUCAGAGAAUCAAAUGUAUAUGGAAAGUAUUAACAAACUGCACGAACGUUUGAAUCAAUUCGAAGAAAUGUCGAUCAAUGUAAAUGAAUACGUGUUACGUAUUCAAAGUUUAAUGCAAGAAGUCCAAAACUUGAACUCUAGUUUAGCAGAGAAGGACUCAAUUUUGCAACAGUAUGCUGAACAAUCUACAGAGUACAGGACAAUCAUAGAAAAUAAUAAAAUUGAAAUUGGCGAACUUCGUAUGGAAAUGCAAAACAUAGAAGAUUUGAAGAAUGAACUAUUAGGAAAAACCGAGCAAAUAGAUAAUUUAAAUAUGGAAUUGGAAGCGACUCGUAGGACUUUGGAAGAAACCAGAUACGGUUUGAAUGAAAAGAUAUCUUUGUUAGAACAGAAUAAUCGGAUACUGAACGAAAAACAAAUGGAAGUGAAUAGAUUAUCAAGUAUACAACAAAAUCAAGCUCAACAGAGUUCUUCUAAUAUUAUAGAUGGUUUACCUGUUUUUAGAAUGGGCGAUGAUGGACAAAAUUUACAAUAUACGAUAAAUACCUUGCAGGCUGAACUGAGAAAGAAGCACGAAGAGAUCGAGCAUUUAAAAUAUAUCCUAAAUGAGAACACAUAUCCCAAUAUAAUUCAAGAAAUGCAACAAAGGAUCGAUUGCCUGUACAAUGAAAAGGCUGAGCUGCAAUCUUCUUUAGAGCUAACUAGUAAAACAGUCGAAGAAAAGGAGAAGAAGAUCAAUUCUCUAACGCAGCAAAUGGAAACACAAGACCAACAACACGUGUCUAAAGAAGAAGCGAUUCUCUUUUCCAGAGAUCGAAGAUCGAUUCAAGAUCAAGAGCUACUUGUUAGGCUGCAGAAUGAGUUACAUGCCAAGGAACAGGAAAUUAGCGAACUUAAAUAUAUUAUAGCAGAGAAGGACUCCCAAUUGUCUCUCCAAGCCAGCAUGGAGCCUCAGUCAGACGAGUUCGAGUUACGCGAAAUGGUGCAAAGAUUGACUACUGAAUUAUACGGUAAGGAACAGGAAAUACAACAUUUGAAAUCAACAAUUGUCGAAUUGCAGAAAGAAGUUUCUCGUUUGCAAGAGAUUGAGAGACUUUCGGAGGAAACUAAAGAUGCCAUUGAGAAACUUAACAUGGAGAAGGAACAGGUUCGCGUAGAGGCGCAGGAAUUCUUGGAAAGACAGCUGAAUGAGAAAGAAAAGGAAAUUGGUGAGAUAAAACAGAGGUUAGCGAUGGAGAAUCAAAAUAUCCUGGAGGAGUUACAGCUAAGAGACAAGGAUAUCGAGAAUUUGAAGAAGAAGCUGAGCGAGUUCUCUGUGAUGGAGCAAACGAUGAAAGACGAGUUGAACCAAAAGGACAAGGAAUUGGAAAGAGUAAACUCCGACUUGGCGGAAAAGGAAAGAAGUUUGGCCGAAUUGAGCAUCACCAAAGACACGGAGCUUCAUAACUUGAAAAUUCAAAUUCACGAGAAGGAAGCACGCAUCGAGGAAGUUCUAGCAUUAUGCGACGAAGAAGGGAAACGAGUAAGCGAACUGAAAAACACCUUAGUGGCCAGAGAAACUGAAAUCAAUUCCUUGAAGUCUCUCCUCGAGGACAAAGUGAAAGAAUAUCAAUUAAUUCAAACUGCGCUAAAGAAGGAUGUUCCUAUAAUCGAUACUUCAGCAGUUCGGAGCGUAGAAAUUUCUGAUGAAGAAAGUAAAACGACGACCUCCCAAGAGCUAGAUCUUGCAUUGUAUAUGCUUCAUCAAAGAGACGUCAGAUGCGAAGAACUGACGCACGAAUUAAUGCAGUUACUUGAAGAACGCGACACGUUGCAAUUACGCCUCUCUAAUGCGAUUAGAGUAAACGAGGAGCUGAGGAAAAUGAGUGGUUCAACGAGCUCUGAUCUCAGUUCAAAGAAGGACGUUGCCACUUCCAGUAGUGUAGAACCGAUCGUAGAACAUCCAUCACCGUCCAAGUCCGAGGGACCAGUUGAGAUAGCUAAGGAAGCUAUUGAUGCUCCGAUUGGCGAGGACAAGGAAAUCCUUGCCUUAAAGCUGUCACAGCUGCAAACGGUGAGCCAUGCAAAAGACGUGCGACUGAGGGAUGAACGAGAAUUGAGGCACACGCAGCAAAUGUCUUUGCUGGCGCACAAAGAUGUUUUAAGUACCUUACCUCCCGAAGCAGCUGCCAAGCUCGUCAAUGCAAAUUAUACACUUUCUAGGGAUGUGCAGAGUCAAUCGAGCGUUUUGCUGAAUUGGCUGUGGGGAAAAAGCACGCCAAAGGUGCUACACAUGUGAUGGGGUACUAAUGAUGGUGAAGUGGACAACCUUGCCUUCUGGAUACAUUCCUGCCAAGUGCCAACUGCCGAGACUAUUCCUGUAAUUAGACUAGAUCGAACGAGAUAAGAGCAAUUAAGGAUAUUUCGAUUAACUUGUCGACGUUUUGUGAGAGCGACGUGAUUGUAAAAUGUGAUGCACGUAUUACUGGAAUCCAGGGGUGUAAAGAUGUCUGUAUUUUUGAUGCGACUAUUCUAAAGGUUGAAACAGUAACGUGUCAUGCUUCUGCAGAGGCUUUUAAAGAAACAAGUCGCUCCUCUUCGGAGCAGAAGAGACUAUGAGGAGAUGACUCAAUUGUAUUAUAAUCGUUGUAUAGCUAUUCUAUUUAGGGAAAUUGUAAACGAAACAUUGCCUUGGAGAAAAAGUGUAUAUUUCAGUUAUUUUAUUAGCUAUGAAAUUGUUAAUAGCCUAAGAUGUUUCUCGGGUAUCGAGUUGCGAUAUCUACUGGAAGUAUAUCUGUUCCAACGAUUAAUCAGUAUAGUUUGGUAAACUAUUUUGUUCAAUACGCGUUUUAUGCGAAUUGUUUGUGAUUUGUCAGCCGUUUAUUAAAACGAAUUUAUUAAAACGAACCUAGGAAAUAUGGAUCGAAUUGAGAAUAAGUAAUAAAAUGUUGGCAAAUCACACGAUGAUUGGUACUCGAUAUUAAUACUAAAAGGUUUUUAUCUAUUAAUGAAAGUGCCGCAAUUAUUUGUUGCUUUUUAAUCGUGAUGAUUCGAACUUUCUAUUUCCACGAAAUUUUGUACAAAAUGAAGAAA
Messenger RNA from Eufriesea mexicana, 12085 nucleotides. Its product is annotated as golgin subfamily B member 1. Gene Ontology annotation, cellular component: cytoplasm. Gene Ontology annotation, molecular function: ATP binding; glycine-tRNA ligase activity. The transcript has 11 exons. Bases 228 to 11291 code for a protein of 3687 amino acids. Gene Ontology annotation, biological process: glycyl-tRNA aminoacylation. The record is from RefSeq and is a predicted model, not a curated record. NCBI's taxonomy places the organism in Eukaryota, Metazoa, Arthropoda, Insecta, Hymenoptera, Apidae.